AUGUACCCGCGAACACAAACACUUUUUGAACACAACAUUUCCCUUACCAAUGUCGAUAUCGAUGUUGACUACGACGGGCUGAUCUCCUACAGCGCUCCGGAGGGUCAGCUCAUGAUGCCCCCUGGUUAUCCCAUUGCCAGCCUCAACGACUCCACGUAUGACGGGGCGCACGAGAGGAGGAGGCUGCUAGGCGGGCUGGGCCAGCUGACGGACGGUGUGAUCGGCCUGGACGACUUCCUGCUGACCCGGCAGUACCACGUGUGGCCGGGCUACGACUACCUGGGCUGGAGGAACGACUCUCUGGGAAGUCAGGGGUUCGUGGAGAUGGAGUUUGUGUUCGACAGGAAGAGGAACUUCACCUCCAUGAAGGUUCACAGUAACAACAUGUUCCGCCGCGGUGUGAAGAUCUUCUCCUCCGUUUCCUGCUGGUUUAAGCCCCGCCUCGUUGCAGACUGGGAGGCGGAGCCUGUGUCGUUCAAGACUGUGCUGGAUGAUAGGAACCCAAGCGCCCGCUACGUCACCGUGCCACUGAACCGCCGCGCAGCCAAAUUCCUCCGCUGCCGCUUUUACUUUGCCGAUUUCUGGAUGAUGUUCAGCGAAAUCUCCUUUCAGUCAGAGGAUACCAUACUCCCUACUCUGAUACCCAUUGUGUCGACCGUCCCUCCAAUCAAGAAGGAGAGCACCAUGUCAACCCCAUCUGUGAUGACAGGUAUUCCCUUUGACCUUACCCUUUUCAUUUCACAUAAAAGAAUCCCUCAAAUGGAAACACAUAAAAGCUAG
Notothenia coriiceps (black rockcod) is the source of this 780-nucleotide messenger RNA. RefSeq names its product discoidin domain-containing receptor 2-like. The transcript is spliced from 5 exons. Bases 1 to 780 code for a protein of 259 amino acids. Lineage: Eukaryota; Metazoa; Chordata; Actinopteri; Perciformes; Nototheniidae. The record is from RefSeq and is a predicted model, not a curated record.